UUUCAGCUUUUAUAAAUCCAGCGUGAUAAAUGCAUCCAUUAUUUUACAUGGUAACUUAAAACAAUGCAAUUACUCACCUGUCAGCAGGUGAUGAGAUUCUUGACGAUCAGAUGGGAGAAAGAGUGCAAAAAGUGCAGGUCUUGCAAGAAACUCGUGCUGAAACAUCCCAUUCUGUCACCAUAGCAACCGUCUGCUUACUUCAGGUGUGACUGUAAGGAUUGCCUGAUUCAGAUAACGUUACAUGAGACCUAACCUAUGUGAUGUCACCACUCCGAAGUGUAUCAACUGCUUAUUUAACGCUCUGGACUCCAGCAGUCAGUGCAGUUUAAAUGGGAGGUGGACAGCACUGCAUCUACAGGCUUCAUUUAUUCAUUUACUUACUAAAUUUGCCUUUGAUAAUAUUUUUCCCCAAAGAGAAAUUCUUUCAAAUGUGGCAUCAUUCCAAAACAGCUCUGUACUAGCUAGCUACCUAGCCAGCCUUACCUAAGAACAACAGCAGGAUUUUCCAUGCCCAUCAAGACAUCGAAGAAGUGACACAGAGAAGAAAAACCAGAUCGACCAAUUGAUCUGGACGUUUGUCAUUUUGCAUGAGUCCGGAGGCGCCUGAUUCUGUCUAUAUCACCUCAGAUAUCUGGCAACCUGUCAGCUACAAACAUUACUGACUUUCGGAAACUUGAACUGAAUUCUUUCCAUCUCCAUCUUGCGAUGUAGCUUUACACUUCUGCCUUUGGAAAGGAGAUAUUUGACAUGUUAUCGAAAAGAAUCCCUUGGUUACUGGACACUGUCAGCAGCAUAUUAACCUGAUUGACUUAUUUGAUUCAAGGAAAGAGCUGUUGAGCUGUUCUCUCCAGCGACCAUUCCGAAUGUCAGAAACAGAGAGAAGACGUCCGAUUAUUGCCGGCCGCGAAAAAGGGCCCGGACCAGCUCGAUACGCCCUCCCAACGACUGUCGGCUUCAUCGGUCAUGACUUCACUAAACCAUCAAGUCCUGCCUAUUCCUUCCACAGCAGGAUGAGCAACAGCAUGUAUUUCAUUGACUCCAGUCCCGGCCCACAGUAUCAAGUUGAUGCAAAAACAACGCGCUUUGGCAGGGAGAGCGCACCUGCAUUCACCAUACUUGGCAGGCGGAGGACGAACGCUGGGACCUUCCAGACGCCAGGGCCGGGCACCUACAGUCCUGAGAGAGUGCCCCCUGUCAACAAUCACCGAAGGCCUCCAUCUUAUACCAUGGGGUCACGCACCCGUUACCGCUCCAUAGACAGUGUACCUGCGCCCAACCAGUACACACUUCCGGCACUCAUGGGCUCGCAGGUGCUCGACAAGCCAAGCAGUGCCAGAUACAGCGUUGCCGGACGCUGUAGGUCCGGGGGAGGGUCUGAAGACUUUGCUAGGACUCCAGGACCUGGCAGGUACAAUAGCACAGACCCCAGUGUGUACCUGCCGAGGCAGCCUGCUUACUCCAUGCUGGGCCGUCGCAGCAGCCCUGGCAGCACUGCCCAGAGACCUGGGCCUGGAACAUACAGUCCAGAAAGGGUUCUGGCACACAAGCCCCGCCCCCCUUCCUAUUCUUUAGGUAGGAGGCACUCGGAGUUUGUCACUCCCCUGGUUGUGGGUAUGCUGGACUGAGCACCUAUAUCCCAGCUACAACUUGCAUACAAAUGGACAAAUCUGGAUAAAAUGCAACUGCUAAACUGUA
Messenger RNA from Brienomyrus brachyistius, 1695 nucleotides. It is a transcript of the gene odf3l2a, whose product is annotated as outer dense fiber of sperm tails 3-like 2a. The record is from RefSeq and is a predicted model, not a curated record. Gene Ontology annotation, cellular component: cytoskeleton. Bases 864 to 1625 code for a protein of 253 amino acids. The transcript is spliced from 5 exons. Lineage: Eukaryota; Metazoa; Chordata; Actinopteri; Osteoglossiformes; Mormyridae.